Molecule: messenger RNA, 337 nt
Organism: Staurois parvus
Lineage: Eukaryota; Metazoa; Chordata; Amphibia; Anura; Ranidae
Source: the annotation of a GenBank genome assembly
UGUCAGCUCGGGCACACUGCUUUGGAUGGCUGUGCACAGCACAGCCAUUCAAAGCAGUGUGCUCACAGUGAAGUAAACCACACCCAGCACACAGUUAAUCCUUUGAUCACCCCGCAUGUUAACCCCUUCCUGCCCAGUGCCAUUAGUACAGUGUCAGUGCUUUUUUUUUUUUUUUUUAGCACUGACCACUGUAUUGGUGUCACUGGGGACGUCAGUGACACCAAGUCAGUUCCUCCCAGUGUCAGAAUGCCUGCUGCAGUCCCGCUAUAAGUCACUGAUCGCAACCAUUACUAGUAAAAAUUUUAAAUUUUUUUACUGGACAUGUUUAAUAGCAACA